AUGAAUCAACAACUACCUAACCAACAGAAUCAACAACCCAAUCCAAACCAUCAUCAUCAACAGCAACAAUUACCUUUUCGUAGAUCAAAUAAACCACCAUUACAACACGUUAAACAAAAUCAUCAAAAACCAAGAUAUGAAUCAAACACUUAUACAGAAGAAGAAAAAAUAGAAAUACAAUCAAAAUUAAGUAAAGCAUUAGGGCCAGAAUAUAUAGCGACAAGACCUGGAGGUGGAGGUACUCAAGUUCAAUACAUUGAAGGUUGGAAAGCUUUAAAUUUAGCUAAUGAAAUAUUUGGAUUUAAUGGUUGGAAUUCAGAAUUAAUAUCAUGUGAAAUAGAUUAUUUUGAUACUCAUGGUAAUUCAGGUAAAUAUUCAUUGGGCUUAUCAAUUGUUGUGAGGGUUACUAUAAAAGAUGGAACAUUUCAUGAAGAUAUUGGGUAUGGAUUUGUUGAAAAUGCAAAAAGUAAAGCAAUGGCUUUUGAGAAAUGUAAAAAAGAAGCAUUUACAGAUGGUAUAAAACGUUGUUUAAGAUGUUUUGGUAAUGUACUAGGUAAUUGUUUAUAUGAUAAAACAAUAAUGAAACAAAUUAAAGAUAUUGAAAAGAAAAAAGUUGAAUAUAAACCAGAAGAUUUUUAUAGAGAUCCAAUAUUUGCAGAAAGAGAACGUAAGAAAGAAAUACAAGAAAAAAGGAUGGAGCUAGAAAAGGUGAUGGAAGAAGAAAGACAAAAACUUGAAGAAGCCAGGAUUCAACAACAACAACAGCAGCGGCUACUAUUAGAACGACAACAACAACAACAACAACAACAACCAAACAUUCCACCAUCAAAUGUAUUUGUCACCCCAAUUCUGCCCUCAAAAACUAUAAAAAAUGUUCAUAAUAAAAACAAAGAUAAAGACAAAGAUGUUGAUGAAAUGGAUGAAUCUUUUUUAUUUAGUGAUGAUGUAGUUGAUGAACAAGAUCAAGAACAAGAACAAGAGGAACAGGAUAAUAAAAAUCAUAAUGACUUAGAACCUCCUCAAUCAGAAUUUACAAAUACUAAUUUUCCACCGAAUUCAUUUUUUUCUGCAAGAUCUGCUGCGUUAAUUGCUUUAAAUAAAGAUAAAGAUGCUGAAUUAGAACAAUUUGAUCCUUCAUUCAUAUCUCCAAAUAUUAGAAGAACAGUUGAUCCUAAAAAAUCAAUACCAAUUAAAAGAACAAAUCUUAGAUCUCAAUCACCAUCAACUACAAAUCAUUUACAAAAUAGUAAUAAAUUAAAUACAACUACUCAAAAUUUUUUAAAUACAAAUCCAUUAAAUAAUAAUAAGAGAUAUGGAGCUCCACCACCAACUAGAAGUAAAAAAAUUCAGCUAGACUCCGUGGUCGACACUUAA
Molecule: messenger RNA, 1374 nt
Organism: Lodderomyces jiufengensis
Lineage: Eukaryota; Fungi; Ascomycota; Pichiomycetes; Serinales; Debaryomycetaceae
Gene: RAD52
Product: recombinase
Exons: 1
Coding region: 1-1374 (457 amino acids)
Biological process (GO): double-strand break repair via single-strand annealing; double-strand break repair via homologous recombination; mitotic recombination
Cellular component (GO): nucleus
Source: RefSeq, a predicted model, not a curated record